Messenger RNA from Nothobranchius furzeri (turquoise killifish), 3801 nucleotides. RefSeq names its product neurexophilin-1. The record is from RefSeq and is a predicted model, not a curated record. NCBI's taxonomy places the organism in Eukaryota, Metazoa, Chordata, Actinopteri, Cyprinodontiformes, Nothobranchiidae. Gene Ontology annotation, molecular function: signaling receptor binding.
AUUGUGUUAUGUUUAUCAUGAAUCUUUUUUAUAUUCACAACUGUCUUCUGUAAACCAAAUACUGACCAAGCAAGCUCUAAAUGUUCUUCAGGGAUCACCUGAGUCUGAGUUUGUGCUUCUAACUUGACUCUACAUCUCUAAUAUAAACCAUAUUUAUUCUAAUAAAAUGUGAUUGUGUGUGCUAAUCCAGUAAGAAUCUAGUAAAAAAAAAUGUUUUUUGAGAAGACAGAGUGAUGCUGUUUAUGUUUAUAGAAAAGAUAUUGAGUGAAACAUGUAAUGUGGGGAGUGGGAGUGAGAAAGAGAGGGAGAGGAGAUGAGAUGAGAAGAGGAGAAGUCUGCUAAAAACCUGCAGACCUGAGAAAACCUCUCAGUGGGAGAGCUGUGAGUGGAACCAACACAUGUGGAGUGUUUGCGCAGGGUUUAUCAUAGAUCCACAUUUUAAACAUGGAGCAUGAGCGGAGUCAGACUUCCUUUGAGUGAUUAGAAGCUGGAUGGUUCUGGGAAUGUAGGCACUAUGGAGAGGCUUUCCUGUCAUUCUGCUUGGGUUUUUCUGAGAGGAAUCUUCUUACUGUUGGCUCUCUGUUUGAAUGAAACCCACACCUUCAAUAAAUCAAGACCAACUCAGCUCCACAGAGACCAGGAUGCAAGCCUACAGAAGAUCUGGGGACUUCAGACCAGGAGAGAGGCUCAAAACUCCAAAACACCCAUUCACCCCUCUAUCUCUCUGCCUAAACAAGGACUUUCGGACAUCCUUGGGGACAACUCAGAGAAAAUGUCCAACCCAUCUGUGCAAAGGAAGCUUCAGCCCAUCAUGAAAGUUCAUGGAGUAUCUAAACUUUCCAGGACAUUCAGCUUGGGAGACUUUUAUUCUAACAUCAAAACGGUCAAGCUGAAUUUGCUAAUCGUGGGGAAAGUCGUGGAUCAUGGCAACGGUUCUCUUGGCGUCUACUUCCGUCACAACUCCACGGGGGUGGGAAAUGUCUCCGUCAGCCUGGUCCCACCCAUGAAAGAGGUGGAUUUUGAUUUGGAACGCCAAAGCGUGGUCCAUCCUAAGGACUCAAAGACCUUUAACUGCAGGGUGGACUAUGAGAAAACAGAACGCAGCAAAAAGGUGAUGCUGUGCAACUACGACCCGUCGAAGAAGUGUGAUCAAGAACAAACUCAGAGCCACAUCACCUGGAUAUGCUCCAAACCCUUUCAGGUGAUCUGUGUCUACAUGUCCUUCUACAGCACAGACUACCGGCUGGUUCAGAAGGUCUGUCCAGACUACAGCUCCCAGAGUCCAGACUUCCUCUCUACAGGGUAACCAUGGUGAUUCUGGAGAAGACCUCAAACAGCAUAGCAGAAAUCCAGUCUGAAAGAGGAAUGUUGAGGAAAAUUCCAAAGUUGAUUUCCUGUUUUUUUCAAAUCCUGAAAAUGUAUUUUUUAAAUGAGUAAUUAGAACAAUAGAGGUGGAACUGACAAACUGGUUUAAUAACAUUUUAUGAACAUGUACAAACAUCUACUAACCAAAACUUUCAUGGUACAAGUGUAUUCAGCCCUGCAGUUAUGUCACCAUCACAAUGCUGCGUUAUUUUUUAGAACUGAACAGAACCUUGUUGAGCAAGUUAGUUUGACUUGAUGGUGCAAAAUAUAAUAAUAACUGAGUGAAAACAAGUAAGCGUAAUGAAAACAGAAGAGCGUACCCUCCCGAAGUAACUAAUCACCUCCAUCUUCAUCUCUGUAGACAUCAGGCACAUGGCGUCUGAACACUGAGGAGUCAGAGGCCAUUUGCUCCCAUGCACAAACUCAUGUUCACCUCCACACGGUUCUGCACCUUUCAGAGUUACAAAGUCAAUGUGACAAAAAGAAUUAAAUUAUUCAUCACUGUAGCUAAGCUUUCACAUGUCAUGCUAAGAACAGCUUGCUGCAAUACUUUUCUUCUGUAAUAAGUAUAAAUGGAGCUCAAGUUGUUUCAAGGUUUUUGCAGUCUUCUACAAUUUCUCCAAAGUUCUCCAGCUGCAGUAUUACAUCAGAACAACAAUCAUACAACAGGUUUGUCGUGAAUCUGCUUUGGAGAGAAAUGUACAGGUAAACAAAAAUAAACCACUGUAUAGAAAUUAAAUUCUGGCUCCAGAAGCCACUUGGAUGAAAGGUCAUUUAAACCUCUGCAUCGCCAUAUCCUGGUCUACCAAAUGUUAUUUUAAACUUUAUCUGCGGUGUGUGUUGACUGAAGCCUGAAUCUUUUCAGUGAUGUUUCAAAAGGAAAGAAACUUGACAUGGAUGUGACAUGAAAGCAGGUCCUCCUAAAUCUGAGCUUUAAAAUUUGAGAUGAGUUCCUUACAGCUUCAGAUAAACACUCCAUGGGUUUGCUUUAUCACUGCAAAAAUCUUGAAAUUGUGUGUAAACACUGAAGUUCUAUAAAUUGUAGAUGGUGGCAGAGGAGUUGAGUGCCCUUCCUGUAACUGGAGGGGUGCAGGAUACAAGCUUGUGUCCUUGGGCAGGGCACUUCACCCUCCUUACCUGCUGGCAGUGGUCCGAGGGACUAGUGGCACCUGUGCUCGUGUCCAUCACUGUGCUCCAGGGCAGCUGCGGCUACACCGUAGUUCAUCAUCACCAGCGUUAGUUGUAAAGCGACUUGGGGGACAAUAGAACCCACAAAGGUGCUGUAUAAUUAGACCAUUUACCUUUUAGAUGGAUUUCCCUUUGACUUAGAUUCUUGGUUGGUUGAUUUAAAAAUCGUUUAAAACAGAAUCUGCAGCCUAAAAAACAGAAAUUAAUUGAAGUAAUUAGGUUUGGCUGCUGUGCACUUAAGUGUCACAAAUUUGGUCUUUUUCCAGAAUUAAUUCUUCUAAAAGCUUAAGUUUUGCUGAAAUGUUCCUUUAACACUGAGCUGGAUUAAUCUGGCAAUCCUGCUUCAGUUUGGAGCUUUUAUCAUCGUCUCUGAUCUCGGGUUGUACUUACUGAGAUGAGCUCUUCUGGGAUGAUUGACAGCUGUCUCAAAUGUUUUCCAGGCUUCCUCGCUGCAGACUUCCAAUAGGUUUGAAAUAGCCUUAAUCCCUUACCCAGCACCAUGCGGUCUCUCUGAGAGAAUUGUUGGCGUUUCAUUCUCUGAAUGAUUCAGAUUAACUAAAUCUAAGACCAUGGUCUUGAGUCAGAAAAGAGUAGAAUGCCUUCUCUGGGUCAGGGAUGAGGUCCUGCCUCAAGUGGAGGAGUUUAAGUACCUCAGGAUCUUGUUCACAAGUGAGGGAAAGAUGGAGCAUGAGAUUGAUAGGCAGAUUGAUGCUGCAUCUGCAGUGACACGGGCAUUGUACCGAUCUAUUUAGUGAAGCUGUUGUUUGUCUGCCGAACAAACAGAUGUUUAAAGAUCCAGAUGUGCAAGUUGAUUAUUUAGCCCGAAGGCUUACAUGUUGUACAAUUAUACGAGAUGCAGCAGAGCGUGAGAGUUCAGCAGCUUCAUCUUGCUCUGCAGGAGUACACACACUUGUAUUUAGAAAAUUAGCUUAAGUCAGUGUAGAAGAACAAAAAUGAAAAACAAAUGCUGCAUGCGCUGGAUCAGAGCCCGUCAACUACUGAUGCUGGAGCGGAUUCCAACCAGUACAGGUGAAACUGGAAGAACCAGAAAAAGGAGCAAUAGUCCUUUCAUGACAGUAAUCCAGCUCAGACUGAGAGACCAUCUAAAGGCCCAGGAACCCGUUGCAGGUAUUCUGGAUUCAUUAGCUGAUUACAGUGUAACGCUUUGUCUAGAAUAUUGAACCUUUCCACAAUAUUCUAAUUGUCUGAGAAACAUCACAAUCAUAACAAAUAAAAGUUUGAAACAUC